Messenger RNA from Pyrus x bretschneideri (Chinese white pear), 1446 nucleotides. Its product is annotated as ATP-dependent Clp protease proteolytic subunit-related protein 3, chloroplastic-like. The transcript is spliced from 10 exons. The record is from RefSeq and is a predicted model, not a curated record. Gene Ontology annotation, molecular function: ATP-dependent peptidase activity; serine-type endopeptidase activity; ATPase binding. Gene Ontology annotation, cellular component: endopeptidase Clp complex. Bases 105 to 1088 code for a protein of 327 amino acids. Gene Ontology annotation, biological process: protein quality control for misfolded or incompletely synthesized proteins. Lineage: Eukaryota; Viridiplantae; Streptophyta; Magnoliopsida; Rosales; Rosaceae.
UACCAGCCGAAGCUUGAAGCCCUUCCUCCUUCAACUUCAACGAACCAAUCUCAAAACUUCCACUCCACCAAUUUUCCUCAUAGAAAACCCAGAAAAAUACUCCAAUGGCGAGCAGUUUGCAGCUGCCAAUCUCCAUAUCGUCAGCUUCUACGUCGUCGUUUAGGCCCAGAAAUGCUCGGAAGUUCACAGCUUUUUGUUCCGUUAACGCGAAAGCAACGGCCAAAAUCCCGAUUCCUCCGAUAAACCCCAAGGACCCCUUUCUUUCGAGGCUCGCUGCGGUGGCUGCCAAGUCCCCGGAAACCUUGCUUAACCGGCCGCCUCAAAAUUCCGACUCUCUCCCGUACUUGGAUGUGUUUGAUGAACCUAUUCUUAUGGCCACUCCUGCCCAAGUGGAAAGAUCGGUUUCUUACAACGAGCAUAGGCCCAGGAAGCCACCUCCAGACCUGCCCUCAUUGUUACUCCACGGAAGAAUAGUUUAUAUUGGCAUGCCUUUAGUGCCAGCAGUAACAGAGCUUAUUGUUGCGGAAUUGAUGUAUCUGCAAUGGAUGGAUCCUAAACAACCAAUAUAUAUUUAUAUUAAUUCGACGGGAACCACCCGUGAUGAUGGUGAAACCGUUGGCAUGGAGUCAGAGGGAUUUGCUAUCUAUGAUGCUAUGAUGCAGUUGAAAAAUGAGAUACAUACGGUUGCCGUUGGGGCUGCUAUAGGUCAAGCUUGUCUGUUGCUUUCAGCAGGAACUGAGGGCAAACGAUUUAUGAUGCCACAUGCCAAAGCAAUGAUCCAGCAACCUCGUGUCCCAUCAUCUGGACUGAUGCCUGCUAGUGACGUUCUUAUUCGUGCAAAAGAGGUAAUCACAAAUAGGGACAUUCUCGUAAAGCUUCUGGCCAAACACACAGGAAAUUCAGAGGAGGCUGUUGCUAAGGUGAUGAGAAGACCAUUUUAUAUGGAUUCUACAACUGCUAAACAAUUCGGGGUGAUUGACAAGAUCCUUUGGCGUGGUCAAGAAAAGAUAAUGGCAGAUGUAGCCUCCCCUGAGGAAUGGGAUAAGACAGCUGGCGUCAAAGUUGUAGAUGAACUUGGUGGUCUGUAAGGGAAGCAAUGUGUUCAUUGUAGGAGUUAUCACAUGGAUACUGUAGGAAUUGUUACAUGGUUGGCUGCUUGUCAGGGGCUCUUUGGUUAUGGGUCGAAGCAUUAAUGUAAAGAGCGCUAAAUUGUCUAGCGGGGAGUAUAAAGAUGGAAGGAACCAGACAACGACCUGUUUAUGUGUAAGGAAGUGGAUGGGAGAGAGAUGCCAAAUUGAAUUGCCCCUAGAACAAAUCUGAAGGGUGCAAAAAACAUGUACUUUUUGAGAGUUGAAGAAUGACAACACUUUCUUACGUUCUAUAUUAUCUUGGUGAUGAAUCGUUGUCUUUUUUUCCCCUAUCAAAAAGAAGAAAGCUGAGUUUCUA